Heterocephalus glaber (naked mole-rat) is the source of this 3221-nucleotide messenger RNA. RefSeq names its product microtubule associated protein 6 (gene Map6). The record is from RefSeq and is a predicted model, not a curated record. NCBI's taxonomy places the organism in Eukaryota, Metazoa, Chordata, Mammalia, Rodentia, Bathyergidae. Gene Ontology annotation, cellular component: dendrite; cis-Golgi network; axon. Gene Ontology annotation, biological process: dendrite morphogenesis; regulation of microtubule cytoskeleton organization; cytoskeleton-dependent intracellular transport. Gene Ontology annotation, molecular function: calmodulin binding; microtubule binding.
CGCGCGCUGACGACAGCAGGUGAUUUUUUUCUGCAGCUCGCUUUCUCUCAGCAUCUUUCCUGGAUUUUUCCUCCUCCCUUGCUGAGCGGCAGAAAAGGGUGGGGCCGCCUCUCUGCAGCAGAGGCGGCGGCGACAGCGGCUGCAGCGUCGUCGCCUGCCGAGGCCGAGGCAGCAGAGCUCGGUCUCCGCUGGAGGUGACGGCCUCAAGCCCUGCUAGGUAGACGGCUGCACCCGAACAGCGGCAGGAAGGAGAAUCGAGCCAGGUCCUCGGACCCCGCAGCCACACGGCCCUGCCCUUCCUCUGCGCCAUGGCUUAACCCCGCGGCCACCUCGCCUCGCCUCGCUCUGCAGGGGUCUACAGGCGCCACAGCGCAGGGAGGGGCGCGUCCCAGAUGCCCUAGCCAGGGACUCCCGGACGCCGUUCCUCUCGCCCUUCGUCGCCCGCAGCAGCUGCGCUCCCGAACGCGUUUGCAACCGGUAAUCCAGGGACUUCAGACUGUCUCAGCGUGAGCUUCCCCCGGGUGUGCUCGGAGGGAGGAGGACGAGGUAGCAGGCGGAUCGGGAGAGAAAGCGGUGGGGACCGCACUGGCGGGUGGGGACCAGGGGCAGAAGCAAGACUAAAAACCUGCUUUAGAACUACAUAGAGAGGGGGCCAGCUUUGCGUCCAGCAUCAUGGCGUGGCCGUGCAUUACGCGGGCCUGCUGCAUCGCCCGCUUCUGGAACCAGCUGGACAAGGCGGACAUCGCCGUGCCGCUGGUAUUCACCAAGUAUUCGGAGGCCACCGAGCACCCGGGCGCCCCACCGCAGCCCCCACCGUCGUCCCAGCAGCAGGCGCAGCCGGCGCUCGCGGCCCCCUCGGCGCGCGCGGUCGCCAUAGAGACACAGCCGGCCCAGGGCGAGUUGGAUGCAGUUGCCCGGGCAACAGGGCCGGCGCCGGGGCCCAGCGGCGAGCGGGAGGUUGCGGCCGCCGGCCGGAGCGCGCCGGGCCUGGGCCCCGGCUCCAGCUCCACCUCCACCUCCGGGGCCGGCCCCGCGGACUCGGUGAUGCGGCAGGACUACCGCGCGUGGAAGGUACAGCGGCCCGAGCCCAGCUGCCGGCCGCGCAGCGAGUACCAGCCGUCGGACGCGCCCUUCGAGCGUGAGACCCAGUACCAGAAGGACUUCCGCGCAUGGCCGCUGCCGCGCCGCGGGGACCACCCCUGGAUCCCCAAGCCCGUACAGAUCCCUGCGCCUUCUCAGGCUUCCGCGCCUAUUUUCGGGACGCCCAAGCGCCGGCCUCAGAGCCAGGAGCGCUGGCCGGUGCAGAUCGCUGCUGAGGCCCCAGAGCCCGAGGCUCCCGGAGAAACCGGUGUCCUGGCUGCAGGGAAGACCUCGGGUGCAGAGGAGCGCGACACCCGUAGAAAGGCCAGCCCGGCCUGGAUGGUGCGUCGCUCCGAGGGUCACGAGCAGACGCCACUGCCCGCCACCCAGGCCCAGGCGGGAGCCGGUGGCCCGGCGGCUGGAAGGGCAACGAGUGCAGAGGAGCGCGACAGUCGUAGAAAGGCCGGACCGGCCUGGAUGGUGCGUCGCUCCGAGGGUCACGAGCAGACGCCACUGCCCGCCACCCAGGCCCAGGCCGCGGAGGGUGGCAAGGGGCGUGCGGCGGCGGACGCCCUCAACCGGCAAAUCCGCGAGGAAGUGACGAGUGCAGUGAGCAGCUCCUACAGGAAUGAAUUCAGAGCAUGGACGGACAUCAAGCCUGUGAAACCAAUAAAAGCCAAGCCCCAGUACAAGCCCCCAGAUGACAAGAUGGUUCAUGAGACCAGCUACAGCGCCCAGUUCAAAGGGGAGGCCAGUAAGCCAACUGCAGCUGAUAAUAAGGUCAUUGACCGCAGAAGAAUACGCAGCCUCUAUAGUGAACCUUUCAAGGAACCUCCAAAGGUGGAGAAACCUAGUGUUCAGAGUUCCAAACCAAAAAAGACCUCAGCGACCCAUAAGCCCCCGAGGAAGGCCAAAGACAAGCAGGUGGUGUCGGGCCAGGCUGCCAAGAAAAAGAGCACAGAGGGCCCCAGUGCCACCAAACCUGAUGACAAGGAGCAAAGUAAAGAGAUGAACAAUAAACUGGCUGAGGCUAAAGAGAGCCCCAUCCAACCCACCGAUGAUUCCUGUAAGAAUAAAGGCCCUGUAGCCACAGAGCCAGACAAGGAUAAAGGUCCUGUGGUCUCAGGACUUCUGAAAGGCCAAAGUCCUAUGAUCCAAGAGGCUCCAAAGGAUCAAGGGCCCAUAGUACUGGGACUUCCAAAGGAUCAAGGUCCUGUGGUUCUAGGGCCUCCAAAGGAUCAAGGUCCUGUAGUCCCAUGGCCUCCAAAGGAUCAAGGUCCUGUGGUCUCAGGGCAUCCAAAGGAUCAAGGUCCUGUGGUCCCUGAGCCUCCAAAGGAUCAAGGUCCUGUGGUCCCUGAGCCUCCAAAGGAUCAAGGUCAUAUGGUCCCAGUACCAAUCAAGGAUAAAGGUCAUGUGGUUCCUGAGCCUUUAAAGAAUGAAGAAUCUGUGAUAUCAGCACUAGCCAAGGACCAAAGUCCCUUGAUCCCAGAUCCUCUGAAGAAUCAAAGUCCUAUGGUUCCAGGAAGACUUAAGGAUCAAGGUUUUGUGACACCAGCACUUCCAAAGGAUCAAGGUUCUGUGGUCCUGACACCUGUCAAGGAUCAAGUUUCCAUGGUCUCAGCUUCUGACAAAGAUCAAGGUCUCAUGGUCCCAGAGCAUUGGAAGGAUCAAAGUGCCAUGGUCAUAGCACCUGUAAAGAAUCAAGGUCCUGUGGUCCCUGAGUUUGUAAAGAGCCAAGACCCCAUUGUUCCAGCAGUAACCAAGAAUCAAGGUCACAUGGUCUCAGAGCCUCCAAAGAAUCAAGGUCCUAUAAUCCCGGUGCCUCUGAAGGAUCAAGAUCCUCUGGUGCCAGCACCAGCAAAAGUCCAAGGUCCUGUGGUCCCCGAAACUCUGAAGACUCAAGGUCCCAGGGUCCCUCAGCUGCCCACUGUCUCACCUCCACCCCCAGUCAUGAUCCCAACUGUCCCUCAUGGAGAAUAUAUUGAGGGGUCUCCUUGACAUGCACCUCUGGACAUGCCAUUGAAGGAGUUGUCAGUGAAAGUGCACCCCUCCCCGGGGCAGUGAAGACACAUAUUUAAUCUGCAUGAAACACGUUCUGUGUAGUCUUGCUGGAGUCUAAUAAAACUGGUCCCUCUGGCUCA